Drosophila ananassae is the source of this 2503-nucleotide messenger RNA. RefSeq names its product apoptosis inhibitor 5 homolog (gene cass). Gene Ontology annotation, molecular function: RNA binding. Gene Ontology annotation, biological process: negative regulation of apoptotic process. The coding region runs from base 147 to 1760 and encodes 537 amino acids. Gene Ontology annotation, cellular component: nucleus. The transcript is spliced from 7 exons. NCBI's taxonomy places the organism in Eukaryota, Metazoa, Arthropoda, Insecta, Diptera, Drosophilidae. The record is from RefSeq and is a predicted model, not a curated record.
AUAGGUCUUCCUAUUAUUCCGAUCUGGUCACACCGAAGCGCACCAUUUUGUUAGCAGCGUGAAAAAACCCGGAACGCUCUCGUUUUACGAAAUAAAAAUAUAAAACUGACUACAAAAGUAUCUAAAAAUUAGGAUUUGCUUCAAAGAUGGACAACAUAGAGCGACUGUACAAAUGCUACGAGGUUCUUUCGGAGGCGGGCGAUAAAAUAUCCGAGCAUGUGGAGGAAUACAAGGAGAUACUGAAGGCGGUAAAGGGCACCUCCAAGGAAAAGAGACUGGCCUCGCAGUUUAUAGGGAACUUUUUCAAACAUUUCCCGGAGUUGGCCGACACAGCCAUCGACGCACAGUUCGAUUUAUGCGAAGAUGACGACACACAGAUUCGCCGGCAAGCCAUUAAGGACCUUCCCAAGCUAUGCCAGGGUAACGCCGAAGCCACCACCCGAGUGGGAGACACCCUUGCUCAGCUGCUCGUCCUAGACGACCCCUCUGAGUUGCAGCAGGUAAACAACUCGCUGCUGAGCAUCAUCAAACUGGACACAAAGAGCUCCGUCACCGGACUGUUCCAACAAAUCACUUCGGGCGAUGAGCCGACCAGGGAACGCUGCUUCAAAUUUAUCGCCACCAAGCUGCUGACAAUGGGGCCCAAUGUGAUAACGAAGGAGAUCGAAGACUACAUCGUGGAGGAGAUCAAGAAGGCCCUGCAGGACGUGACAGCCGAUGAGUUCCACCAUUGCAUGACAAUACUGGGAGCUACGAAGCUGGGCAGCACCAUCACCGGACACGCCGAGCUGGUUAAACUGGCCACCGAGCAGGCAGAGCUCAACAACACAGACACUGACAUUAUUGCGGUUGACGACGAGGUUGUGGAGCGGUUCAUACAGUGUGCCACAGCAGCAGCACCGUAUUUUUCGAAAACCAUUAAGUCGACGGCCUUUGUCGCACAUGUUUGCGAUAAACUGCUGCCCAUAAAGACCUGGAACAUGAUCGCCACUGCAGUAUCACAGGAUCAGAUCCAGCUCAGAUUGCUGAAAGUAUUUGCGGAAAUGGUAACCUACACGGACACCCUAGAGAACGCCAGCGAGCGCAUCAAUGCCGUCUACAAUGUAUUACUGGAGUACAUGCCGUUGCCAAAACUUAAUGACGAGGAUCUUGGGGACACCCCGCCAUCGUUUCAAUUUUCACACGCAGAGUGCUUAUUGUACGCUCUGCACACUUUGGGCAAGAAACAUCCCAAUAGCUUAAGUUUCGUCGAAGACUCCGAAAAACUAAAAGACUUCCGAGCCAGAUUGCAAUAUCUAGCUCGGGGCACGCAAGGAGUUUUCAGUUACAUUAAGAAGCUGGAAGAGGCUCUGAAGGGGAAGUCGGCGGAGGAGCUGAAGACCGAGGAGAACCAACUGAAGCAGACGGCCCUGAAGACCACAUCGAAUAUCAAUGUAUUGAUUCGCGAUCUAUUCCACUCGCCUCCUAUAUUUAAGCACGAAAUUGUAUUAUCCUGGGUUGUGCCAAAACCGAACAAGCUUGGCAAACGCCAUGCACCCAUCACAUUUGGGGACAAAGCUGCCGCCAACGGCAAGGAAAAACAGGAGCAGGAGCAGGAGAAAAAGGCGCGGCCAUCCAACGAUCAAAAGUUCUACUCGCCGCCUUCUGGCAAAUACUCGAACAAAGUUAACCAGAACUUCGGAAACAACAACAGGGCGAGACAGCGCGGUGGCGGCGGUGGCGGGGGCGGCUACAAAAACAGACGCUUCAACAAAUAUUAGAUUUAUAAAGUAAAGAAGCAGCAGCAGCAGUCAAUACCCCAAUUCGGUCUUUUAUCCUAGUCCUAAACGAAAAAGAAAACAAUCAACUGAGAUACAGAAUAAAAGAAAAACCCAAAACUUCAAUGAUCCUGCGGCAAUCAGGCUACUAAAUAGAAACGAAUGAAACAACAACCGACUGCUGGUGAGUAUGAACACAUUUUCCGAUUAACAGUCUCCUUUUGGUAUAUUUUCAGCGCAACUUCCAACAUUUUGAAACGUUUGCAAUAUUUUUCCAUUCAUUUUAUUUAAUUUUUUUCGAAAAUCUCAAACUGUUUUUGUUUCGUGAACAAUGUCUCUUGCGGACUCUUUAAGCAACACCACGCCAUCAUCUCAUUUCACAUCAACAACAAAGGCUGGCGCUGGUGUUGCUUUGAACUGAAAUCCACGCACCAUUAUCAAUUGUGUACUAUGAAUUAAAAUUAGUUUAUAACGUUAAUAAUGAACCAAAACCCAGCAAUAAUAUUGAAACUAUUUAACCAACUUUACAUAAGAAUUUCUAAAAAUCAAUCGAACGAUUUUAUUCCCCACUUGAGGCAAUUGAUUAAACGGUUAUCAAAUGGAAUUUUUGUUUUUUAAAAAACUUGCUUAGUUUUUAUUUUAACAUGUAUUGAAAGCCACAAAUUGUACCACAUGUAGAUGAACCCCCAACUCACAUUGAAAGCAUACAUUUUUGAACUCAAUAAAGGCAACAUUACGCUAUUAAA